Messenger RNA from Prorocentrum cordatum, 600 nucleotides. NCBI's taxonomy places the organism in Eukaryota, Dinophyceae, Prorocentrales, Prorocentraceae. The record is from the annotation of a GenBank genome assembly.
GCUACAUCCCCACGGAGGUGCAGCCAGGAUGUCUCGUUUUGGGGCGUGCACGUGAGCGAGGGGCUCCGGGGCCGCGGCCUCGCAUCCCUCGUUGGAUUCGUCGCCGCGUGGCUGCAGCUCUGCUUCCGCCUGGACGUGGCGCCGUCCACAGACAGGAUCGACAAGCCGGUGGUCUCGCUCCUGCUGCAGAAGUUCGGCUUCGCGCCGCUCCAGGAGACCUGCAGGGUCGACGUUGCGGAGGGCGAUGGCGGCCAAGUCCUGCUCUGGAUGGACAACAGGGCCAGGCUGGUCUCCACCUUCAGCAGCCGCUUCCUGCGCGACCAGCACAUGGCGCUGGCGGAGGAGAAGCCGCCGGGCAGCCGCCCGGCUCACGUGAAGACCGCCUUCUCGCCGGGCGACCUGGGGGCGCUGCGGGCCCAGGCCGCGCAGGUGCUCCACGGCGGCCUGUCGCUGGGCGGCUCCGGGGACCGCGCUCGCGCGCUGCUGGAGGCGCUGCGCGGCGGGGGCUGGCCAGAAUGGGCGGAGGGGCCCAAGGGGCGCAUCCAGCAGUGCCUGCACAAUCAGUGCAGACUUUCGAGGCACCUCCAGGCAUCGGCGUGA